UUCUUUCAACGGUCGCACGCACCGCACGAAUCCGAAUUACUGGCGCGCACUCCACCUCAAGAUUCCGUCCAUUUCGACCGUCCAAAUUGGCGGUAGCGAGAAUCGCCGCCCAUCAGCGACCGUUCCUCCCCGUUCCCGAUUACCACGCAACACACAAACGCGGGAAUCGGAUUCCCGUCGCCCCCCACUGGCAACGUUCCCAAUUCGAAGUCGGCGCCGGAUCGUUAUAUAUAUAACCCGCGGCUUCUCUUGAAUUCGGCAACGAGUCCUAAGAACCCGAGGCGGGUGUGUGUGGUUUCGGAGGUCGCGGAGAUGGCGUCGAGGAGGAUCAUCAAGGAGCUCAAGGAGUUGCAGAGGGACCCGCCCACUUCGUGCAGCGCAGGGCCUAUAGCAGAUGACAUGUUCCAUUGGCAAGCCACCAUAAUGGGUCCUCAUGAUAGUCCAUAUUCUGGGGGUGUUUUCCUUGUGACUAUUCAUUUCCCACCAGAUUAUCCUUUCAAACCUCCCAAGGUGGCAUUUAGGACUAAGGUGUUCCAUCCAAACAUCAACAGCAACGGCAACAUCUGCUUGGACAUUCUCAAGGAUCAGUGGAGCCCUGCUCUAACCAUUUCUAAGGUUUUGCUAUCCAUUUGCUCAUUGCUGACCGAUCCAAACCCCGACGAUCCGUUGGUCCCUGAAAUCGCUCACAUGUGCAAAACCGACCGGUUUCGAUACGAGUCCACGGCUCGCAGCUGGACCCAGAAGUAUGCCAUGGGCUGAGCCAAUAGGCAAUAAUUAAUUCUGAUUCAAUUCCAUGAAUAAAUGUUCACCAAAAGAAAAAAAAAAAACAAAACCAAAACAAAAAUCCAUGAAUAAAUUAACUGUGCCUAGAUAACUACAAAAAAUCUACUAGUUAAUGAGUAUGCUGAGAUAUUGAGUUCAUUGUUGACAUUAUGGACAUGCCAUGUUUGUUAGAAUUAAUAUAAGCAAUUUACAAUUUUGAGUUAAAUUGUUUGUUGUUACAAUGAUACUAUGUAUGGUCCAAGGUUCUUCUAUGAAUUUUGAGUGCUUUAAUUA
This is a messenger RNA of Ananas comosus (pineapple), 1056 nucleotides long. Its product is annotated as ubiquitin-conjugating enzyme E2 28-like. The record is from RefSeq and is a predicted model, not a curated record. Bases 313 to 759 code for a protein of 148 amino acids. Lineage: Eukaryota; Viridiplantae; Streptophyta; Magnoliopsida; Poales; Bromeliaceae. Gene Ontology annotation, cellular component: nucleus. Gene Ontology annotation, molecular function: ubiquitin conjugating enzyme activity. The transcript has 4 exons. Gene Ontology annotation, biological process: protein polyubiquitination.